GGAAAGCGCCCCGCCUCUACAGAGCCAGGGAUGCAAAUAGCACCUCUCAAGCUAUCAUUUUACACUUGAUCCUUUGGGCAAAGAGGUGCAGUCAUCAGAUCACAACAGGCUGUUUACAAUGAAAACCAGCAAGCCACCGUCAGCUGAGGAGGAGCACCGGCAUUAACAUUCAAUUGGAUCAGUCAACCGGCUAUUGCCACUAUCACUGCUACAGCCAUGCCCAUUGCAGAUCUUUUGGGAGUCCAGUUCGACAUGCAGCUGCUGUUGAAACUUAGUGUCUCCGUUGCCGCAGUAGUGCUGGCUUCCUGGGCAUACAGGUUCUACAGCUCCAGGCACGUGAGGAGGCUUCAGCUCGGUGGCAAAGACAACAAAGAGGCACAAAAAUCAACCUGCCAAAACUGCAAGACGGCACUACAACAUCAAAGCUCUCCAAAACAUGACACGGAUGAUGGGAACAAGCGACCCUUGCAUGCAGACUCAAAUGCUGAGGACUUGACAUCUGACAGCACCAAGGAAACGCCAGCACAAGCUCAUCCACACCAACUUGAAAAGAGUGAGGAUGCAUUUAGUAUGUCAAAUACUGACCAAGAUAUCAGCAUGAAAGGAGAGAUACUCACUCAUCAGAUGCAGGCACAGGUUGCCACCAGUAAUAUUUCAUUUGGAUCUGCUUUGAACCUUCCUGAUCCGACAGAGAGUGGGAUGGCCAGUUCAACGGGGCGCCGCUCCCCUUGUUUUUUGCAGAAGCUGGAGGGCUGUGUGGGUGUGGGCAGGGAGUUAAGGCAGGACUUGGAGCGCCAGGGGGCCUACUCGAGCUUUCUCUCCAAGGCAGAGAUCAAAGUGGAGGAUGCUACCGUGGUGCUAGAAGGAACAGGAGACCAGAUUGUGCGUGGAAAGAUAUACGAUUACUAUGUUGAGUCCUCUUCUCACUCUGUUACAAAUUCAAACAGUGCACUGGGUCAGUAUGAGAGGCACUCUGAGUCACAGCCAGUGGAGUUUGGAAGCCGCAGUAGAAACCGCACAGACUCUCCCACCUCUUUAAGCCCCAUCAUUAUGCGUGAUCUGGUUUUACCACAAAGCACUGUUGAGGAUGCCUCCUCGAUAGGAAGCUUCAAGCAGAGGCACCCCGCAAGGCCUGUACUCCUACGCAAGGAGAGCUAUCUGUCUGCAGCAGAGGAAUCUGAACUUCCCAUCCCCUUUCUAACUUCAAGAGCCGCAACUCCAAUGACUCACUCCGUGGCCUCAACCGGUGAUGAGUGUAUCUCUGUACACUCUAAGAGUCCCUCUUCAGACAGUAAAGGGCACACAGCAGGGGAGGGGCCUGAUUUAGAGACUGUAGCAGGGGCUCCCUUUUUACACCUUCCAAACAUUCUUGUUGGCAAAGAUUUGGAAUUCAUAAAGAGUAAGCUUGAUUUAGGUAACUGUUUGGAGACACUAUACCUGGCCAAAAAACAUGGCCAGAUGUCUACCCAGAAAGCGGCCCUGGGGUUCAUGUCAGACAACUACCUACAAGUGCUCAGGGACUCCAACCUUUAUGGACGGCUGAUGGCUGGUGAGCGGCAUGAAAUCCGGAUGCAGAGAAUGAAGGGGAGAGGGUUCGUCAUGGUCGCAGACAUGGACCCUCAAGACUGGGUGCAAGACACAGAAGAACAGACAGCGACAAAAAAACAGAGGAAGAUGUCUAGUGCAAUAUACUAUUAUGAUGACUACAAAGACGUCUGGCAUACACUCUGCCUGGUUCCACAGGAGGUCGUCUCUAAAGCCUGUGCCAUGUGCACAAUGGAUAACUACUUAUUUGUGGCAGUGGGCUGCCAAGGCAGAGAAAUGAUACCCUCAAAGCGAGUGUUUUGCUACAAUCCUUUGACUUCCAUUUGGAAAGAGAUCAGUCCUAUGAAUGAAGCCAGGCCCCGCUGCAAACUGGCAGCACUGGAGGGCUUCAUCUACGCCAUCGGAGGGGAGUGCCUCUCCACUGUGGAGCGCUACGACCCGCGACUGGACAGAUGGACAUUUGUGGCUCCGUUGCCUAAUGAUACAUUUGCUGUAGCACAUCAUGUCACAGUGUGCAGUGGGGAGCUUUUUGUUUCUGGGGGUACUUUUAGAUAUAUGCUACUACGCUACAACCCCAGAACCAACACUUGGAAGCCAAGCCUCUUAGUAAGCGGCAAAGACAGAACUGCAGAUAUGGUGGCUGUCGGGAGAUUCCUGUAUCGCUUUGACGUCAACCCACUGCUGGGUGUCAGUGUGUAUCGCUACCAUACAGUAGCUCGACUGUGGUACGAGUGCAGCUCCAGACGCCUGCUACGCUGCCCUGCCUUUCAGUGUGUCACAAAGGAUGGCACAAUCUAUUGUGUCAGCCGUCAGUUCACCGUGAAGUUCGAGGCUGAUGAGAUCUCUCCUGCUUUCACAGAUGAGGACUUGAGUGUCCUGUCUGCAGCCAGGGGCAUACUUUUCCCAUUUGUCCUUUCACUACCUGAUAAGAAGCCUCGGCAGACGAGUGUGUAA
Mugil cephalus (flathead mullet) is the source of this 2499-nucleotide messenger RNA. It is a transcript of the gene klhdc7a, whose product is annotated as kelch domain containing 7A. The coding region runs from base 217 to 2499 and encodes 760 amino acids. NCBI's taxonomy places the organism in Eukaryota, Metazoa, Chordata, Actinopteri, Mugiliformes, Mugilidae. The record is from RefSeq and is a predicted model, not a curated record. Gene Ontology annotation, molecular function: protein binding. The transcript has a single exon.